CACCCACACGCGGACGGGGCGCCACGAAAACCCGAAAAGCGAAUUGCAUCCUCGCUUCCCAAAUAACAAAAAACUUCUCGAAAGCGAGAGCCACGUGCGUAUCGUAAAUACGGAGCGCAAAAAGUGCCGUCAUUGAAACUAGUGAAAAGUUUUUUCGCCGCGCGGGGGAGACACCCCUCUGUACCGGAAAAAAUCGGCCCCUCGCGUCCCCGCCCGCCGAACCUUUCAUUCACCGGGAAAAAAGUGUGGCAAGGCCGUGUGACGUCACAUCUAGUGGCCACGCGUUCGUUCCCUAGCAACGUGUCGCAUCUCACGAUAGGCUCUCCGAAGGAAGUGUUCCGCGGGUGCAAGAUGGUGCCGAGUGACUCGGGGUCGGUGUGGAUGUGACCAGUGUGGAGUGGGAAGUGCGAUGUAGCGGGUGCGGACGCAGUGGACUCUAUGUGCAGCACGCAGCGCGCGCGGGUGGCGAGGAUGCACCUCACGGGCGCGUCCACGGGAGCCGUGUCGCCCGACACCAGCUCCACGCUUCUCCACGAGACGUACACGAAGAUGACUUCGGACAUCCUCGCGGAGAGGACGCUGGGCGACUUCCUGUCGGAGCACCCGGGGGAGCUCGUGAGGACGGGCAGUCCGCACUUCGUCUGCACGGUCUUGCCGCCUCACUGGCGCUCGAACAAGACGCUGCCCGUGGCGUUCAAAGUCGUGGCGCUAGGUGAUGUGGGGGACGGCACGCUGGUCACGGUGAGGGCGGGCAAUGACGAGAACUGCUGCGCCGAGCUGAGGAACAGCUCGGCGGUGAUGAAGAACCAGGUGGCCAAAUUCAACGACCUGAGAUUCGUCGGCCGUAGUGGUCGCGGAAAAUCCUUCACAUUGACGAUAACAGUAUCAACAUCGCCGCCCCAAGUAACGACGUACAACAAAGCGAUCAAAGUCACCGUGGACGGGCCGCGGGAACCUCGCUCCAAAACCAUGUUGUCUCUGCUAGGACAGCAGCAGCAGUUCCACUUCGCGUUUGGGCAGCGUCCGUUCCCCUUCCCGCCGGACCCACUUGGAGGCUUCAGGAUGCCGCCCAUCACUUCGUGUCAAAAUAUGAGCCAAUUUGGACUCAGUUCGAGUAACUCCCAUUGGGGCUACGGCGGCGCGGGCGCAUAUCCCGCGUACCUUCCCUCGUGCGCCGCGCCUGCCGCCUCGCAGUUCAACCCUCCUGCACUCGGCUUCGCGGGGACUGUGCCUGACCAGUCUUCCACGCAGGAUUUUACGAAUAAUACAGUUCUCCCGGAUACGACAGGCGUUGAUUUGGAUCAACAGCUGUCGGGGCUGGUCGGUUCAUCGCCUUCACACCACAGCAGUCUCCUGCCGCGGUACAACAACAACACGGACUACAGCUUAUCCACAGGACCUAGAUCGCUGAGCGACAAUAGUUCCCAACCAGAGUCCCCAGUGCAGGACGACUUACUGACCUCAAACACAACGACAAACAUUGGCCACAACCAUUCAAACACGAACUUUCCUUCACUAAUGGGGUCCCAAAACUCGUCGUACGGAAGUAGUAACUGUAACAAUUCCCUCUAUCCUGUACUACCAGCAAGUUUGCUAUACAGCCAAUUGUACACGGCAGCGAACCAAACGCACAAUUUCCAUCCUUUACACUCGAACUCGAUUCACUCGACGCAAAACCAUCACAACGAGUUACAAACUAUGAUGGAUCAGAUAUCGUCAACAACUAACAAUCAUAGACAACAUGGUAACCAUGGCCAAGGAGAGUUAUUAUUAGGUGGGGGGAACUCUUGUGCCGCGGCAGCAGCAAGAGGAGAAGACGGUAGAGUUAACAGUCUUGGGCAACGAGGUAACCCUCAACCAGACAGCAACACAGUAUGGCGACCGUAUUGAAAACUCCAAGAAGAAAGAGUAGGUGUUUUUAAUUACUACUUGAGUGCAAAACAAGCUGAUUAUACUAAAACCUCAAGCUAUAUAAACAGAGUAAAUGCAGAGUAACGAUUUCAUAAAUUCGAAACGCGAAGUAUUGUUACUAUGAGUUCGUCUAUUGCAACGAAAUAGGUAUCGUAAUAAUUUGUAUAAAGUUAAAUCUGUAAUGGUUUAACCAGUAUUGAAUCAUUAAUGUAAAAUCGCUCCCGUCCUAAUUAUACGAGUUGUUUAUGAAUCAAGGAUAUUAUUUAGCAGUGACUGUUGUUUUAGUUUUUAUAUGGCUCCCAGAUAACUAACGGAAAAGGUCUACAAAAGAUAUCACAUAAGUACUUAGCUGUAGCAUAGAGCUACAUAAAGAUGAAACCAAAGUUGUAUUUCGUCCGUGUUAUUGUCACCAAUAAUACUUUGGGUUGUAUUACAAU
Maniola jurtina (meadow brown) is the source of this 2348-nucleotide messenger RNA. RefSeq names its product runt-related transcription factor 3 (gene RunxA). The record is from RefSeq and is a predicted model, not a curated record. Gene Ontology annotation, biological process: regulation of DNA-templated transcription. Bases 439 to 1890 code for a protein of 483 amino acids. NCBI's taxonomy places the organism in Eukaryota, Metazoa, Arthropoda, Insecta, Lepidoptera, Nymphalidae. The transcript has 5 exons. Gene Ontology annotation, cellular component: nucleus. Gene Ontology annotation, molecular function: RNA polymerase II cis-regulatory region sequence-specific DNA binding; DNA-binding transcription factor activity, RNA polymerase II-specific; ATP binding.